AAAGAUCGAAAUUUUUGAUAAACAGUGAUCUAUCUUUAAUAAGUAACUAUAAGCCAGAAUGGUAACUUCGUUUUCUGUUUAUAGACUAUUACACCGUUUUAAAUUAGAAACAAUAAUAUUAAUAUUUUUAGUCGAGUGUUCGUUGCGCCAUUUCCACGGUUUCAUAUUAAUCAAUUCAACAAAAAAAUCAGUCAAACAAAUUUUGUUUGAAUGUAGUGUCAAUUUUACCAUCUUUUAGUUCUUUUUUUGGCUUCUUUUACUGUUAGCUGAAUAAAACAUAACUAGAAGAAAUAAUGACCGAGAAUACAUCGCAAAACGAAGAUCAACGAUCUAAAGAAGGCGAUGUCGCAAUGUUGGUCGAUGUUAGUAGAAGAGUCGCCGGAAUAUCGGAGAGUAGAGAUCGUAGGAAGAGUGGGCUUAAUAUUGUGACCGCAGCUGAAACUUUAAAAGCAAAACUAGCUAAACUUAGAGACGAACGUACAGAUCGACAAGGACAAAUGACUAUGGUACAUCGACAAAUUCUUGAUAUGGUUUCAUUUUACACAGAUUCUGAACCGAAUGAUAUUUUUGAAGGCGCCGUAGAUUAUCAAGAAUAUUUAGAUUAUAUGGCAGAUUUUAUAAAAGCAAAAGGUCGAUUUGGUUUUAUUGUUUAUGUACAGAAUGGGCCACCAUUUGAAAUGGAUACUGGUAGAUAUAAUCCUGCUGUGCCCCCUACAGCUGUUACAAAAAGAGUUUAUAUAACCGAUGGAAGUGGGCAACCUUUUAAGGGUAAAGGUGUUAUCGUUUAUAAAGUUAAUAAUGAUAAAAAAGUCGAAUUAAAAAACGUCGUUGAUGAUAUUAAUUAUUUCCCUUUCGAUGAAGCUGAUUACCCAAAUGUAGCAGCUCUCGUUAAUAAUAUAGUCACAGAUUUAUGCAAACCGAAUAUAUUACAAACGAAAGAAUGGGGAGAUUUGUAUAAAACAGAAGCUGGUUUGGCAAUGAAAAAAGAUUUUUUGGGCGAAUUCAAAUCAUUCGUUAACUUCUUCAACACAACAGCAAUCGAUUUAGCUGAAGCUGUAAGAUUUGCAAUCAACGAGGAAUUGCAUGAAAACUACUUAAGUAGUCCAGAAUUAAUAAAACAAACGGCUCUCGACUCGGAAAAGUUGGCUAAAGUUCAAGCUCAGGUUCGAAUUUGGGCAAAACAAAUCGAAAGAGUGCUAACACAAUUUCAACAACUUCGAAGAGAAAACGAAUUUACCGGCCCGCUGGCGGAAAUUGAAUAUUGGCGGAGACAAUUAGCUCGAUUUACGAGUAUUUUGGAGUUUCUUAAUACACAAGAAUGUAAAGUUCAUCUUCAAUGUUUACUUCUGGCGCGUUCCAAACUAAUGAAGAUUUGGAAGAAGCAAGAUAACAUGGUAACCGAUGCAAGAAAUGAAUGUCAAGAUAACGUUAGAUAUUUAUACGCAUUGGAAAGAUAUUACGAUCCUUUAUACAGAUUGGAUCCAUCCAAGAUAAUUGACCACGUUGGAAGUCUUUUGUAUACGAUUCGAAUGAUUUUUACAACAUCGCGAUAUUACAACAACACCGCCAGUGUUACGGCGAUUCUCGUUAAAGUUUCGAAUCAAAUGAUUAUAGCUUGUCGAAAAUAUUUGAAUUGUGAUAAUACUAAAACCGUUUGGGAGCAACUCAGACAAGAUAUUCAAGAUAAAGUUAAGGUAUGCCUUGAUUUAUAUUUAAAAUAUUUCCAAUGUUUUAAACGUACACAACAAAGAAUGGCUGACGCAGGUGAAGCAUCAUUUGAUUGUUCAGAGAUGUACAUUUUCGGCAAAUUUGAAACUUUUAAAAAACGCAUUGAAGAAAUCGUUGACGUUCUACAAAUAUCAACAAAAUACUCGAUACUACAGAGUAGUACAAUUGAAGAUAUCGACAUUUUCGCGCAAAAAUUUACAGAUUUUUACAAGAAAAUUUCGAGUCAACACUAUGACGCUUUAAAUCAUCGUUUAGAUUUUUUCGAUAAAGAUUACGCAGUAUUUAAGCAAGCCGUAGCCGAUACCGAAUGGGAAUUAGAAGAAUUCGUUGGGGUAUCAUUAGAAAAACUUAAAGAUGUUGAUAAUGUUCUUCGCCUUUUAAACAGAUUUGAAAAAUUAAACUUAGAAUGUUUAAAUCUUGACGAUCGUUAUUUAGAAGCUUUGGAAAUGUUUCAAAAUGAAAUCGGGGAGUUGAGAGAUCGUUAUAAUGAGGAACGACAAAAUCCCCUUAUUCCCAGAUGUAUGCCACCGAUUUCUGGAAGAAUCAUGUGGAUUAGACAACUUUAUUCCAGAAUUGAAGAUCCUAUGGAUAUUUUUAAACUUAAAUGUCGGGUAAUGAGGCACAGAAAAGCUCAAAAAUGUAUUCAAAUGUACAACGCUUUGGCUACAGUAUUCGUUUAUUAUGAACAAAUUUACCAUAAAGCUUGGUUCAAUCAUCUCGGUCAUGUUAGAUGUGGAUUAAGCGCUCCUAUUUUAAUUAAAAAUCCAAAAACGAAAAGAUUUGUGGUCAAUUUCGAUGGUUAUAUCGUUGAGUGUAUACGCGAAGCAGAAUAUAUGUAUAAACUUGGUUUAGCUGUUCCUGAUGUGGGACAAAUUUUAGUUUUUUGCAAAGAUAAGAUAUUGAAUUCUUUUGAAUUGGUUAAAAGUUUGGUUAGCAGAAACGAUAUGAUUCGUCAAACAAUUCCGAAAAUAUUUCUUCCUUUAAUGCGUUCUCAAAUGAUUAAAAUGGAAAACGUUUUUAUGCCGGGAUUUUCGACAAUAACCUGGACAUCGAUGAAAAUUCCUGAAUUUUGCGAAAAUAUAACCGACUGUUUAGACGAGAUCGAAAUGUUUGUGAAAGAAGUGACCGAUAUGAAAGAGGCGAGAAUCGAUGAGGUUUUAGAUGGUCUCGCGAAAGUUUGCUUUGUAUAUUUACCUGAUGAACCGGUGAUGCCCGCCGAAUUAUUGGAAUUAAAUAAAAAUUAUCGCAAAAAAAUAACAAAAGAAAUUGAAUUAAAAUCAUCAACGGUAGAACAAGCUGUAGUUGAUUUAAUUAACAAAUUUAUGGAUACUGUAAUACAACAAGAUCUUCAAUCAGAAAAAUAUAAUUGGAUGGAUUCAGAAAAAGCUGUAAAACCCGUCGGGUCUUCAUCGAAAUUAUUAAUGUGUGAAGACGCUGCGUUUAAAGAGAUCGAUAGAAAUCAAAUGAUUGAUAUAUCAACGCUUCAUGCUGAUUGCAUAGAAAUGUUUGCUUUAUUCAAUAUGAAGAUUCUUGAUAGUUUGGUGAAAGCUACGAAAAGUUCUUUGGAGAGAUUAAAACGAAGAGCUUCCUCCGCGAGUCUUGAAGAUAUGAUGAGCAGCGCUCCGUUAAUGACUACUUAUAUGGAGCUUCAAAUACCUUUAACGAAAAUUAAUCCUAAUUUGGAAGAGAUUCAAAGUUAUUUUGCCCAGGUUUUAAGUAACAUAAUAGAAUCAACUAAAGACAUAACAAUGUGGGGUCAAAGAAAUAUGAAUAAAAAAGACACCAGGAAACGUGGUGCCAUUAAGUUUGAAGAGGAUAGCGAUGAUACGCUUAGAAAUUAUUAUAAAAGUGUUUCCGAGCAUAAGGAGAUUGUUAGAAUGUUUAUGGGGCUUCAAGGUGCUAUGUAUAUGUUGAAACCAGAUGUAGCAAAAUUACUUGAAAGUUAUUUAUCAUAUGCACCUCUUUGGGCGGACGAUAGAGAUGAUCAAAUACAAGAAUUUGUUGAUGCCAAUCCUUUAAUUGUUGAGAUAAGAGAAAGGUUUCAAGAAUACGAUGACCGAGCCCAACACAUUAGUGAUCUUCCCGAACAACAUAAAGUUGGUGCUGUUACAAUUAUAAUGGAAAAAUUCAAAUUAGCAGUUUUGAUUGAAUCCGUGGCAUGGAAACGUAGUUUAGGUAAAUCUUUAGGAAUUAAAAAUAGAGCAAAAUUAAUGGAAAUGGUAGAUUUCAUUAAACAACAAGAAAAGAUAUUAGCGAAGCCAAUCAAAGAUUUGGAGGAUUGCCGAGUUGCGAUGAAUUGUCUGCAAUUGAUUAGAGAAAACUUUAUCGAUAUGGAUCUAGAUUUAGGUUUAAUGGAGGAAGCUUACGCUUUGUUUGCAAAGUUUAACAUAGACGUCACCAAAGAAGAUGUAGAAAGGGUUGAUACUUUAAGAUUCAAUUUUACCAAUAUGCUGAAUCACGCUAAACAAGUUCAAGAAAAUAUUUGCCUAGUUCAAGGGCCUCUGUUAGAAGAGUUAAAAAGGGGGGUUGGAUUGUUUAGAGAGGCUGUCGAACAAUUUGAUGAGGAUUUUGAGUUGAAUGGUCCGAUGGUACCUGGUUUGCCUGCAAAAGAAGCUAGUGAUCGAGUACUUUUAUUUCAAGCUAGAUUUGACGAUUUAUGGGCUAAAUUUGAAAUGUAUAGCAGCGGUGAAAGAUUGUUUGGCCUAGAGGUUAACGAUUAUCCGAUAUUACACAAAAGAAAGAAAGAAUUUAACCUUUUAAACAAACUUUAUAGUUUGUAUAUUACUGUUAAUAAUAGUAUUGAUGGAUACUUUGAUUUAUUAUGGACCGAUGUUGAUACUGAAAUUAUAACGACUGAAUUAACAGAUUUUGGAAAUCGUUGCCGAAAACUGCCAAAAGGAAUGAAAGAUUGGCCGGCAUUCCUCGAUUUGAAAAAGAAAAUUGACGAUUUCAACGAAACUUGUCCGUUAUUGGAAUUAAUGGCUAAUAAGGCGAUGAAAGAUCGUCACUGGGUACGGAUGGAAAAACUUACUGGGUAUUCUUUCGACGUGGAAUCGCCAACUUUCACUUUAAGAAACGUUAUGGAAGCUCCACUUUUAAAAUAUAAAGACGACGUCGAAGAUAUUUGCAUUGGGGCUGUAAAAGAAAAAGAUAUCGAAGCGAAAUUGAAACAAGUAAUUAUUGAUUGGUCAGUGGUGGAUCUUGAAUUUGCGCACUUUAAGGCCCGAGGCGAACUUCUUCUUAAAGGUGGAGAAACCGCAGAAAUUAUCGCCACUUUAGAAGAUAGUUUGAUGAUAUUAAACUCUCUGUUAAGCAAUAGAUAUAAUGCACCAUUUAAGAAAGAUAUUCAAUUAUGGGUGAGUAAAUUGGUAAAUACGUCAGAAAUCUUAGAUAAAUGGUUAACGGUCCAAAACUUGUGGAUAUACCUUGAAGCGGUCUUUGUUGGUGGUGAUAUAGCUAAACAGUUACCAGCUGAAGCAAAAAGAUUUAAUGGGAUUGAUAAAUCUUGGGUAAAAAUUAUGGCACGAGCCCACGAAACAACAAACGCUGUAGAAUGUUGCACGGGUGAUGAGACAAUGGGACAACUUCUCCCUCAUCUUUUAGAACAAUUGGAAACCUGCCAGAAGAGCUUAACGGGUUAUUUGGAAUCAAAACGUUUGUGCUUCCCUAGAUUUUUCUUUAUUUCUGACCCUGUACUUUUGGAAAUUUUGGGUCAAAGCUCUGAUCCUUCAUCGAUUCAACCACAAUUGUUGAGUUUAUUCGAUGCCGUUGCAAAAGUAGAAUUCAAUCCGGAUCAACCAGAUAAUAUAACAGCCAUGAUUGCGGCGGUUGGCGAAAGGAUUCCUUUUGAAAAACCGGUUGUUUGUCAAGGUGGUGUGGAAAUUUGGUUAAAUUCAUUAUUAAAUGCGGUUAAAGAUACGGUCAGAACAGUUAUUGCUUUGAUGUCCCAAUGUAUUGCUGACCCUGACUAUGACUUUAUUAAGGGAUUCAUUGGGUUUUGUGGACAGGCUGGAUUAAUUGGUGUUCAAAUAUUAUGGACAAAAGAAGCGGAAUUCGCAAUAAGAAGAUCUCGCGUUGAUCGAUUUAUAAUGAAAAAUACAAAUCAAAGAUUUUUAGAUAUUCUAAACAGUUUAAUCGAUUUGACUACAAAAGAUUUGAGCAGUAUGGAUCGAACACGGUUCGAAACCAUGGUCACAAUUCAUGUUCAUCAACGGGACAUUUUUGAUGAGCUCGUCAAGUUGAGGAUCAAAAAUCCUAUUGAUUUUGAAUGGCAAAAACAAGCCAGAUUCUAUUACUACGAGGAUAAUGAUGAGGUCCUUGUUAAAAUUACCGAUGUAAUAUUUUUGUAUCAAAAUGAAUACUUAGGAAUUACCGAAAGAUUGGCGAUUACACCGUUAACCGAUCGAUGUUACAUUACAUUAGCGCAAGCUAUCUGGAUGAACAUGGGUGGUGCUCCAGCUGGACCUGCUGGCACUGGAAAAACCGAAACAACCAAAGAUAUGGGAAGAGCCUUAGGAAAAUUAGUAGUGGUAUUUAAUUGUUCCGAUCAAAUGGAUUUUAGGGGACUUGGUCGAAUAUACAAGGGUUUGGCUCAAUCUGGAAGUUGGGGUUGUUUUGAUGAAUUCAACAGAAUUGAACUGCCCGUAUUAUCAGUAGCAGCGCAACAAAUAUAUAUCGUUUUAACAGCUAGAAAGGAGCGUAAAGCGUUCUUCAUAUUUAGCGAUGGCGACAAUGUUUCGAUGAACAUUGAAUUUGGACUUUUCUUGACUAUGAAUCCCGGCUAUGCCGGUCGACAAGAACUCCCUGAAAAUCUAAAAAUUCAAUUUAGGACGGUAGCUAUGAUGGUCCCCGACAGACAGAUCAUCAUCAGAGUAAAAGCCGCUUCUUGCGGAUUCAAGGACAACGUUGUUUUGUCCCGAAAGUUUUUCACAUUAUACAAACUGUGCGAAGAGCAGCUUUCGAAACAAGUCCAUUAUGAUUUUGGAUUGAGAAACAUUUUGUCUGUGUUAAGAACGCUUGGUUCUCAAAAACGUGCAAGUCCGACUGAUUCUGAAGAAACAAUCGUAAUGCGUGUAUUGAGAGAUAUGAAUUUAAGUAAAUUAGUCGAUGAAGAUGAACCCCUUUUCUUAUCCCUUAUAGAAGACAUGUUUCCGGGAAUUAAGUUAACUGUUCAUGUUUGGAAAGAAUUACAAAAAGCACUCUCAAAUCAAUGUAACGAAAUGGGUAUGGAAAAUUAUCCGUCGUGGAACUUGAAGGUGGUACAAUUGUACGAAACUAGCUUAGUAAGACACGGAUUGAUGGUAUUGGGUCCAACCGGGGCAGGAAAAACAAAAUGUAUGUACUGCCUUAUGAGGUCACUGACAGAAAACGGGACACCCCAUAGAGAGCUUCGAAUGAAUCCCAAAGCGAUUACGGCCCCUCAAAUGUUUGGACGAUUAGAUGUCGCCACUAAUGAUUGGACGGAUGGAAUAUUUUCCACUUUGUGGAGACGAACGUUAAAAUUUAAGAAAUCGGAAGUUUGUUGGUUGGUAUUGGAUGGCCCGGUUGAUGCUGUAUGGAUUGAAAAUUUAAAUUCCGUAUUGGAUGAUAACAAAACGUUAACGUUAGCUAAUGGAGAUAGAAUUGUUAUGGCUCCAAACAGCAAGCUUGUUUUUGAACCAGAUAAUGUUGAUAACGCAAGCCCUGCUACCGUUUCUAGAAUGGGUAUGGUGUUUAUAAGCGCCUCAGCUUUACCUUGGAAACCAAUUUUAGAAGCUUGGUUUAAAUCGCGGCCAGCUCAUGAAGCAGAUGGUUUAAGAAAUGCUUUCAAUAAAAUAUACGAUGAACUCAAUACCUUUCUUCAAGCAAAAUUAAAACCAAAAAUGAUGAUUAGAGAAGCGCUAUACAUUCGUCAAUGUUAUGAUGUAUUGAAUGGAAUAUUAGAUUGUGGAGAGGAAACUAAGGUUUUUGGCGAAAAACAAUUAGAAAGAUUUUUUAUUUUCGCGUUGAUGUGGUCGUUAGGAGCUUGCUUGGAAUUGGAUGAUCGUGAGACUAUGGAAGCUUUUUGUCUGCAAAAGAAAUUAGAUUGGCCGAAAUGUCAAGAGGGCGAAACAAUUUUUGAAUUUGUCGUCGGUGAAAACGGAAAGUGGCAACAUUGGUCGGAAAGAGUGGAACAGUUUGUGUAUCCACCAGAUCAAGUGCUUGAAUAUUCAACCAUUUUAGUUCCGAAUGUAGAUAAUGUGCGGACUGCUUUUCUUAUAGAAACGAUUGCAAAGCAGAAUAAACCGGUUUUAUUGAUUGGAGAGCCUGGUACAGCUAAAACUGUAAUGAUUAAAGGAUAUACAUCAGCUUUCGAUCCAGAGUAUAAAUUAACGAAAUCGUUUAAUUUUUCUUCCGCUACAACUCCCAACAUGGUUCAGAGAAUAAUAGAGUCGUACGUUGAUAAAAGGGUAGGCACAUCAUAUGGCCCCCCUGCAGGAAAAACUUUAACUGUUUUUAUUGAUGACAUCAAUAUGCCUGUUGUCAACGAUUGGGGAGAUCAAAUAACAAAUGAAAUCGUUCGCCAAUGCAUGGAAGGCGGAGGUUUUUACAGUUUGGAUAAACCAGGAGAUUUUUCAUAUAUCUUGGACGUUUUUUUCCUUGCGGCUAUGAUUCAUCCGGGAGGUGGACGAAACGACAUACCUCACCGUUUAAAACGGCAAUUUUGCGUUUUUAACUGCACUUUGCCUAGCAUUAAUUCCAUGGACAUGAUCUUUUCUUCAAUGGGAGAAGGUUAUUUCGGACCUACAAGAUUUCAACAAGAAGUGGUUGAUUUCGUGCCAAUUCUUGUUCCAAUGACGCGACAUUUAUGGCAAGCGACCAAAAAUAAAAUGUUGCCUACACCAGCUAAAUUUCACUACGUUUUUAAUCUUCGAGAUCUUUCUCGUAUUUGGCAAGGAAUCCUUAUCGUUCAAGAUCUCGAGUGUCAAUGUAAAGCUUCUGUAUUAAAAUUAUGGAGACAUGAAUGUACUAGAGUCUUUUCAGACAGAUUUACAAGUCAAAAAGAUCGAGAUUGGUUUGUUGUUGAAAUGAAUAAAAUUGCUAAAAAUGAAUUGGGGGAUGAUUACGAACAUUAUCCUCAAGAGGAAACGUUCUGGGUCGAUUUUCUGCGUGAACCCCCCGAGGCUACUGGUGAUGAACCGGAUGAUUUUAGCUUUGAACCGCCGAAAAUAUAUGAAGAGAUACCCAGCUGGCAAUUUGUUUUAGAUAAACUUGCAACAUUUGUUGAUUCAUACAAUGAAAAUGUGAGAGGAUCUCCAAUGGAUUUAGUCUUCUUUAGAGAUGCGUUAAUUCAUUUAAUGAUCAUCUCGAGAAUCAUUAGAACUCCACGUGGAAAUGCCUUGUUAGUGGGAGUUGGCGGUUCCGGUAAACAAAGCUUAACGAGAUUGUCAACAUUCAUCGCUGGAUACAAAUGUUUCCAAAUACAAUUAACUAGGUCAUAUAAUUUAAGUAGUUUAAUGGACGAUUUAAAGUUUCUAUAUAGGAUUGCUGGAUCAGAGGGAAGCGGAAUUACUUUUCUCUUUACUGACAAUGAGAUUAAAGAUGAAACUUUCUUGGAAUCGUUAAAUAAUAUUUUAAGUUCCGGUGAAAUUGCUAACUUAUUCGCAAAAGAUGAGUUAGAUGAGAUACAAUCUAAUUUAAUUCCGGUUAUGAAGAAGCAAUAUCCAAAACGACCACCAACAGGAGAUAAUUUAUACGACUAUUUUCUCACCAGAUCUCGAUCGAAUUUACACGUUGUGCUUUGUUUCUCUCCGGUUGGAGAAAAAUUCAGAAAUAGGGCUAUGAAAUUUCCGGGAUUAAUCUCCGGGUGUACCAUGGAUUGGUUUUCAAAAUGGCCCGAGGAUGGAUUAGUAGCUGUUUCAAACCAUUUCUUAGAAGAAUUCCCCAUGGUUUGUACGAAUGAAGUUAAAAUGCAACUUAUAAAAUUAAUGGCCGUCGUCCAAGACAGAGUAUCGCAAACGUGCGUGCAGUAUUAUGAUCGAUUUAGACGACAAACUUAUGUAACUCCAAAAACUUAUCUUACAUUCUUAGACAGCUACAAAAAACUAUAUGUUGUGAAACAUGAAGCUAUCAAUGUAAUGGAAAUGCGAAUGAGGACUGGAUUGUUAAAGUUGAUUGAUGCAGCAGCCAGUGUUGAUGUACUUCAACAAGAGCUGGCUGUGAAGGAAGGAGAAAUAUUGGUUGCUUCGGCACAAGCGGAAAAAGUACUUCAAGUUGUACUACGAGCUUCUGAAGUUGCCAAUAAAAUCAAAGAAGAAGCGACAAUUGUUGCUUCGAGAGCUGAGAAGCUCGUCGGCGAGAUUAGUGUUGAUCAAAAGGAAGCUGAAGGAAAGUUGAGCGCCGCUCAGCCAGCUUUAGAUGCAGCGGAAGCUGCUUUAUUAACCAUUAAAGCUGCCGAUAUUGGCACGGUACGAAAAUUGGCUAAGCCUCCAUAUUUGAUCAUGGUCAUUAUGGAUGUAGUCUUGAUUUAUUUUAAAAGGAAACUCGAAUCUGUUCAACCAGAUUUUGAAAAGAAAUUUAUGUUAACUUCUUGGGCUGAAUCACUCAGAUUAAUGGCAGAUCAAAAAUUCUUAGUCAAACUACAAGAAUACCCUAAAGAUACCAUAAACGCGGAAAUUAUAGAUCUUUUGGUUCCUUAUUUUGAUUUUCCACAAUACACGUAUGAAUCAGCAAAAACUGCUUGCGGUAAUGUUGCUGGUUUAAUAUCUUGGACUAUUGCUAUGGCUUCGUUUUACGAUGUGAAUAAAGAAGUUUUGCCCUUAAAAGCCAAUUUAGCUCGGCAACAGGCAAAAUUAGACAAAGCUCAAGCUGAGCUGGCGGCGGCACAAUCGCUUCUCGAAGCGAAAGAGAAAGAAGUCCGAGAUUGCCAAGAAGAAUACGAUACAGCUAUGAAUUUUAAACAAGGCGUUUUAGAUGAUGCGAUGAAAUGUAAAAAUAAAAUGGAUGCCGCUUCGGCUCUCAUAAAUGGUUUGUCAGGCGAAAGAAUUCGAUGGACGGAACAGUGCAGUCAAUUUAAAGCCGAAAUUGAUCGAUUGAUUGGGGACGUUUUACUUCUGACCGGUUUCCUUGGAUAUACGGGACCCUUUAAUCAAGAAUUUAGAUCGAACCUGGUAGAACGUUGGGUUAAUGAAUUAACAGAGAGGAAAAUUCCUUGUACUUUAAAUUUGAAUAUAACUGAUUCUUUAGUCGAUACAGCUACGACUGGAGAAUGGAAUAUACAAGGCCUUCCAACUGAUGAACUUUCAAUUCAAAAUGGUAUUAUUGUAACACGUGCUGAUCGUUUUCCAUUGAUGAUUGAUCCUCAAAGUCAAGGAAAAUCCUGGAUUAAAAAUAAAGAGAAAGAUUUUAAUCUAAUAGUUUCAUCACUAAAUCAUAAAUACUUUAGAAACCAUAUUGAAGAUGCGGUUUCGUUGGGAAUGCCGAUGAUCAUUGAAGAUAUCGCCGAGGAAUUAGAUCCUGUUUUGGACAAUGUUCUAGAGAGGAACUUUAUUAAAAUGGGAUCUACGUACAAAGUAAAAAUUGGAGAUAAAGAAGUCGACGUAAACAAUGAUUUUCGUAUUUACAUUACGACAAAAUUGGCAAAUCCUAAUUAUACACCUGAAGUGUUUGCGAGAACUUCAAUAAUUGAUUUUACUGUAACAAUAAAAGGUCUUGAAGAUCAAUUGUUGGGAAGAGUGAUUUUGAGCGAAAAGAGAGAACUCGAAUCAGAACGAACAUCUUUAAUUAUAGGUGUAACGGAAAAUAAAAGGAAAAUGUUAGAAUUGGAAGCCUCUUUAUUAUAUAAAUUAACGACGAUUAAAGGAUCUUUAUUAGAUGACCCGGACUUAAUAAAUGUACUUAAUGUGUCAAAAGAUACUGCAACUGAUGUUCGUGAAAAAUUAGCAAUCGCAAAAGAUACUGAAAUUAAAAUUAACGCGGCCAGAGAAGAAUUUAGGCCGGUUGCAACCAGAGGAAGCGUACUUUAUUUCUUAAUAGUAAACAUGUCAUUAGUUAAUUGUAUGUAUCAGACAUCUUUGGUACAAUUUUUAGAACGAUUUGACAUUUCAAUGGUCAGAUCUGAAAAAAGUCAAAUCACUUCAAGACGACUGCAAUUUAUCAAUGAUUAUUUAACUUUUGAAAUUUACAAAUACACAUCCCGCGGUUUAUAUGAAGAACACAAAUUCAUUUUUGUGCUAUUAAUGGCUUUACAAAUCGAUUUGCAAAAGCGUAAUAUUACAUUUGAAGAGUUUCAAGUAUUUAUUAAAGGAGGAGCUGCAUUGGAUUUGAAUGCUUGUCCCCCGAAACCAGCUAAAUGGAUCACCGACGUUACUUGGUUAAAUUUAGUUUCGUUGUCUAAAUUAAGACAUUUUCAGUUUGUCAUUGAGCAAGUUUCUAAUAACGAUAAAGGAUGGCAUCAUUGGUUUGAUAAAGAUGCUCCCGAAGAGGCUCCUUUGCCAGAUGGUUAUGCUGCUUUAGAUACAUUUAGGAAACUAUUGAUGAUUAGAGCUUGGUGCCCAGAUAGAACUCUUGUCCAAAGUAAAAAAUACCUGGCUACAUCAUUAGGACCAAAAUUUGCUGAACCUGUGAUUUUAAAUUACGACUAUAUGUUCUCGGAAAGUAGACCGUUAACGCCGUUGGUAUGUUUCCUAAGUACCGGGUCGGAUCCGACUCCGUAUAUUGAAAGCUUGGCAAAGAAGAUUGAGAAUAAGUGUAAAGCUAUUUCAAUGGGCCAAGGGCAAGAAGUUCAUGCUAGGAAAUUAUUAGCAGCUGCUAUGACAGACGGUUUCUUUGCUUUAUUACAAAACUGCCAUUUAGGUUUAGAGUACAUGGUGGAAAUCUUAACACUUUUCCUCGAUUUGGAAAGAGGAGUCGGUAGUGUUCAUCCAGAUUUUCGUUUGUGGAUAACUACAGAACCACAUCCACAUUUUCCAAUCAGUUUACUACAAAUUUGUAUCAAAUUUACGAAUGAACCGCCAGCAGGAAUUCGAGCUGGUUUACUAAGAACGUACACCUCAAUGAGUCAAGAUAUGUUAGAUUACACUGAUUUACCGCAAUAUAUUCCAAUGAUUUACGGAAUCUCGUUUUUACAUACCGUAGUCCAAGAAAGAAGAAAAUUUGGUCCUCUGGGUUGGAAUAUUCCUUAUGAAUUCAAUUCUGCUGAUUGGUUAGCAAGUUGUAUGUUUGUUCAAAAUCAUUUGGAAGAUUUAGAUCCGAAACGUGGGGUUAGUUGGAGUACCGUCAGAUACAUGAUUGGCGAGGUUCAAUAUGGCGGAAGAGUAACUGAUGAUUAUGAUAAACGUCUAUUGAAUACUUUUACCGUUGUUUGGUUUGGCGAUUUUAUGUUCUCCGAAGAGUUUGAAUUUUAUAAAGGUUAUAAAAUUAUUAAAUUAAAAACUACAAAUGACUAUUUGGAUAUGAUUGAUAAGUUUUCACCCUCGGAUCCACCGCAAGCUUAUGGAUUACAUUCGAACGCUGACAUUACAUAUCAGACGAAUACUACUAGCAGUUUGUUGUUGACGAUUAUGUCGAUUCAACCUAAAGAAGCUGGCGGUGGCGGUGGUGAGACACGAGAAGGUACUGUUAAGAGAAUGGCUUUGGAUAUGAGCGGUAAAUUACCGAAAAACUAUGAUGCUUUUGAAGUUAAAGAGAGACUUAAAAUUAUGGGAAUAUUAAAUCCAUUGGUUAUAUUUUUGAAACAAGAAAUCGAUCGUAUGAAUAAAGUUAUCUCGUUGGUAAGAAUUACUUUAAGAGAUUUACUCUUGGCUAUUGAAGGAACUAUAAUUAUGAGUGAGACUUUGAGAGAAGCUUUAGAUUGUUUCUUCGACGCAAUGGUACCAUCUAGCUGGAAAAGGUACUCUUGGCAGUCGAGCAGUAUCGGUUUCUGGUUUACUGAACUUUUAGAACGAGAUACUCAAUUUAGGACUUGGUGUUUCCGUGGAAAACCGGUCACGUUUUGGUUAACCGGAUUUUUUAAUCCUCAAGGUUUUUUAACUGCUAUGAGACAAGAGAUUGCUCGCGCUCAUAAAGGUUGGUCUUUAGAUCAAUGCGCUUUACACAAUGAAGUGACGAAAAGUGCUAAUGAAGAAAUUGCUGGUCCCCCUCCUGAAGGGGUACUGGUUUAUGGAUUAUAUUUGGACGGUGCUGGAUGGGAGAAACGUAAUUCGAGACUACAAGAAGCUAUUAAUAAAGUUUUGUAUACCCUUUUACCUGUAGUAUGGGUAUUUGCUAUAAAUUCUGUAGCACCCAAAGAUCCUAAAUUGUAUACUUGUCCCGUAUAUAAGAAAUCUAGACGAACAGAUCUCAACUAUAUUACACCUUUAUGGUUGGAAACUUUAAAGCCUCCGGAGCAUUGGAUUUUACGAGGAGUCGCACUUUUAUGUGACAUUAAAUAACUAUUUACUGCACUAAAAAUUAUUUUAUUUGCAUUAAAAUAUAAUGUUUAACGGAAAUUAUAAAAUUGUACAAAAUCAAAGUGCGGUAAAUAGUUAAACAUUUUACUUUUUUUAUAUGUAUUAUAAUAGGGUGUCUUAAAAUAUCGCUACAAACCAUAACUUUUAUAAUAAAUUAGUGAUGAUAAAUUUACUUAAUUCACUGAUUUGUCAUAAAUAUUAUGUUUUAUGGCGUUUUUUAGACAGCCUGUAUGUAUGGUAUCUUUUUAAUGUAUUAAAAAAAAGGUUUUA
Molecule: messenger RNA, 14405 nt
Organism: Onthophagus taurus
Lineage: Eukaryota; Metazoa; Arthropoda; Insecta; Coleoptera; Scarabaeidae
Gene: kl-3
Product: dynein heavy chain 8, axonemal kl-3
Biological process (GO): microtubule-based movement
Cellular component (GO): axonemal dynein complex
Molecular function (GO): dynein light intermediate chain binding; dynein intermediate chain binding; ATP binding
Source: RefSeq, a predicted model, not a curated record